Molecule: messenger RNA, 1683 nt
Organism: Pleurotus ostreatus (oyster mushroom)
Lineage: Eukaryota; Fungi; Basidiomycota; Agaricomycetes; Agaricales; Pleurotaceae
Exons: 7
Coding region: 1-1683 (560 amino acids)
Biological process (GO): amino acid transmembrane transport
Cellular component (GO): endoplasmic reticulum
Molecular function (GO): amino acid transmembrane transporter activity
Source: RefSeq, a predicted model, not a curated record
AUGUUCUCUCAAAAUACGCGAGCAAGAGAUAGAGCAGGAGCCAGCCAGGAGGAAGCAAAUCAACCUCUCCUCAGCUCGCAAGAUAACACAAUUUUUGCCGUGGACGAUGAUUUCGACGAAGAGAGCAGCGCGCUCAAUGAACCUACACUGAAGCCGGAGCAUGGGGUUCGCUUCCAGGAAGAGGUGCAGGUGAUUGCACCCCCGCUGCGGUCAACGACUUCGAGUAGAGAGGCAGAAUUUGAGGCAGAUACAGAUGAACUAGACGACAGCGAGUUGGCAAGGAUACGGCCAGUGUCCACGAGGCUACGGGAUGACCGCAGAAUGCCCCUCCUUGUCGGUUUGGUCGAAACCUCGGCAGUCAGACGAAGCGUGGAUGCAUCAAUACCAUUGUACAAUGGAAACGGAAAUCACUCGCAGGGCGAACCUAUUGACAUUGACGAAGUAGCAGCGCAGAGAAUUGCUGGUGGCAACAUGGUCGACUCAAUAGCUAACAUGGCCAAUUCUAUCCUCGGCGCAGGACUGCCGUACGCCGUGAGUCAGGCAGGCUUCUUUGUUGGCUUGGUGCUCCUUGUCAUAUUGUGCGGUGUCACGGACUGGACGAUUCGCCUGAUCGUUGUAAACGCCAAACUGAGCGGAAGCAAGUCAUACAUUGAAAUUAUGGACCGUUGCUUUGGCCCCAGCGGCCGCGCAGCUGUUUCAUUCUUUCAAUUUGCAUUUGCAUUCGGAGGCAUGUGUGCAUUUGGCAUCAUCAUAGGCGACACCAUUCCCCAUGUUAUCCGUUCAUUAUUCCCCACCCUGCAUACUGUACCCGUUCUCUGGCUAUUCACGAAUCGACAGUUCGUCAUCGCGUUCUGCACAGUUACCGUGUCAUACCCUCUAUCACUAUACCGCGAUAUCCACAAGCUCUCUCGCGCAUCAGGCUUAGCCCUGGUUGGCAUGCUCAUUAUUGUUGGCGCUGUGCUCGUUGAAGGGCCUCAUGUUCCGGACGACCUAAAAGGCGACCCAUCAAAACGGUUCACUUUCAUCGGCAGCGGAGUAUUCCAGGCCAUUGGGGUGAUCUCCUUUGCAUUCGUCUGCCAUCACAACUCCCUUCUCAUCUACGGUAGUCUGCGAACUCCAACGCUAGAUAGAUUCGCCAAAGUAACCCACAUUUCGACCUUCAUCUCCCUCGUUUCAUGUUGCAUCCUCGCUAUAUCCGCUUAUGUGGUAUUUACGGAUAGAACACAAGGCAAUAUCCUCAAUAAUUUCCCAAGGGACGAUACCAUCAUCAACAUAGCACGGUUCUGCUUUGGCUUGAACAUGUUCACCACUUUACCCCUGGAGUUAUUUGUUUGCCGCGAGGUCGUCGAACAAUACUUUUUUUCUCAUGAAGGAUUCGAUCAACAGAGGCACUUGUUCUUCACCACCACCAUUCUAUGCUCCUCGAUGAUCGUUUCAUUGAUAACGUGCGACUUGGGCGUCAUGCUGGAGAUCACUGGCGGAGUCUCUGCAACGGCGUUGGCUUACAUUUUUCCCGCCGCGUGUUACCUCAAACUUACGGGAUCCAGCGAUCACUGGCUUAGCCGUUCAAAACUUCCAGCCAUCGUGUGUGCGGCCUUUGGCAUUGUCGUCAUGGCUAUUUCUCUCUUCCUUGCUCUCGGCAAGGUCUGGACUCCAGCAGGUAAUGCUAAAAUUUGCAUGUAA